AUGACCAGCAGUGAAGCCAUGGACACCCUGGGGCAGUACAAGAUCACGGUGUGGGAGGAGGAGAACUUCCAGGGCAAGCGCUGCGAGUUCCUCAUGGAGUGCCCCAGCAUCAUGGAGCGCGGCUUCCGCAAGAUCCGCUCCAUCAAGGUGGAGUCUGGCCCCUGGGUAGGCUUCGAGUACCCUGAGUACCAGGGACAGCAGUUUAUCCUGGAGAAGGGUGACUAUCCCCGGUGGGAGGCCUGGAGCGGGAACAGUGGCUACCGGACCGAGCACCUCCUCUCCUUCCGGCCUGUCAAAUGCGCAAACCACAAUGACAGCAAAGUCAUCCUCUACGAGGCUGAGAACUUCCAGGGUCACAAGUUUGAGCUGAGUGACGACUAUCCCUCGCUGCAGGCCAUGGGCUGGGGCAACAAGGAGGUGGCAUCCAUCAAAGUGAACGCCGGAGCGUGGGUGGCGUACCAGUACCCAGGAUACAGGGGCUACCAGUACGUGCUGGAGCGGGACAGACAGAACGGCGAGUUCAAGAAGUACAAUGAAUACAGCAGCCAGGCCCACACCAACCAGAUCCAAUCCAUCCGCCGCGUCCAGCACUGAACUGGGGCAGGGCUGUGUGCCCUGCAGCCUCCAGGCUGCUGUGCAAUAGACCUCUAUCCGGUAGCAAA
This is a messenger RNA of Melospiza melodia melodia, 662 nucleotides long. It is a transcript of the gene CRYBA2, whose product is annotated as crystallin beta A2. The record is from RefSeq and is a predicted model, not a curated record. The transcript has 4 exons. Gene Ontology annotation, biological process: lens development in camera-type eye; visual perception. Gene Ontology annotation, molecular function: structural constituent of eye lens. Bases 1 to 594 code for a protein of 197 amino acids. NCBI's taxonomy places the organism in Eukaryota, Metazoa, Chordata, Aves, Passeriformes, Passerellidae.